This is a messenger RNA of Hemibagrus wyckioides, 3053 nucleotides long. RefSeq names its product membrane-associated ring finger (C3HC4) 9 (gene marchf9). The record is from RefSeq and is a predicted model, not a curated record. NCBI's taxonomy places the organism in Eukaryota, Metazoa, Chordata, Actinopteri, Siluriformes, Bagridae. Gene Ontology annotation, molecular function: zinc ion binding; ubiquitin-protein transferase activity. The transcript is spliced from 4 exons. Bases 1300 to 2319 code for a protein of 339 amino acids. Gene Ontology annotation, biological process: protein ubiquitination.
CCAAAAAAAAAAAAAAAAAAAAAAACCCGCACCGAAUUCAGCGCAAUUCCGCUUUAAGCUCUCCGCCGAGGAGUGGACCAGAAACAAGCAUGUGUGUAAACGCAUAAAUGUGGUCUCUUCUCCUGCCAGCACGCCGUGUACCAACGGCUGCUCUGAGUCAUUUUGGCAAGACGUCCAUUUUCAAGGAGGAGGGAAAAAAAGAAGCAGUAAAGGCUGCCAUGAUUUUAUUCCCAGCGACUUCGGACGUGUAAAGCAGCCAUCCCCGCGUGGAGGAGGAAACACCGCGAUUCAGCAGAUGGUGCGGUUUGAUGGGGUUUUUUAAUUUUUCCCCCUUUUUAAAUUUGCGUCCAUCUUUCUUUGAACGACGCACGAGCUCGACGGGCCGCUUUAAGGGCGGGAUGGUGAUGGACAACAAAACAGAAACGAGCUGCUGGGAUUUUUUAAAUUUUUGUAGCGAGCUUGGGCCUUGAGUCUCUUGUCGUUGGGUUUUGUUUUUAAUUUGGUUUUGUUUUAAACAAACAAACAAACAAACAAACAAAAAAAUGCCAGCUCGAUGCACACUGAGUCCUGGGCUCGUCGGAUGGGAGGUGGCGUCAAAACAUGUCCACACACAUCGAUGAGAAAAUGGCCAGGAAACGAGCCGAAGGAUUCGUCAUGAUCAAAUAACGGCGAUGAACCAUCAAAAGGGACGUGUAUGACACCGAUUAUCCUGUUUUCUAGCACUGUUUUGAGUAAUGACAUGACUGUGGGACCUCGACAUGACUUUUUAAAAAUCUGUGUUUCAUUUGUUUUUCUUUUGCGUCUCCUCUUCUUCAUUUUUUGAUAGCCAGAUAUCAUCCACCUCCCUAUUUUUUAAAAGCUGGACCAAUACACUGACGCUUUAUUUUUUUGCUCCAGUAAGACAGGACAGAGGCUUGAAGAGACUCUCGGGUCGUUGUUGUAGUUGAGGCGGCGACGCGCCUGCUGUUUUUUUUUUUUUUUUUUUAGACAUAAACAUUUUAACAUUUUAAAGAGCGCGUCGGGGCCGCUCCGGGCCGGAAAAUCUCUCAUCCGCACUAACAUGCCAUCAGACAGCAAAUAAAAAAGCAUUGUAGUCUGUCUCGGGCCGUUUCUGCCUGCUGUGAACCCUAUACCUUUAUUCCCUGAGUAACAAGUAACGAUAACAGGCCUGCAGGUCUCCUAAGAUAACAUAAUAAUAAUAAUAAUAAUAAUAAUAAUAAUAAUAAUAAUAAAUGUCAACACAAUAAUCCGCGCGUUCCUUUUUUAAUUCUGGCGCACACCAUACGCAUGUAGUGAAAGAUGUUCAAGAACCGGAUCCGCAUGUUUUUCAACGAGCUGAAGCUCCUGGUGUUCAUGCGGUCCGGUCCUCGGCAGCCCGGCGUGGACGCAGGCACAAGCAUGCGGGGCCUGGGCGCUAUGGGCGGCUGCGGGUGGCGUGCGUUUUCCCGCUGCACCGGUGACCACGACCACGAUGCUGAGGAGUACUACGGUAGCGACGCGGGCGCGAGGCGGAGCGCGGCGGCGGCGGGACUGGACGAGCUGGACGCGCGGAUGCACGCGAACGCGGACACCGUGUCCCUGAGCAGCGGAACCCGCACACCCCAGUGCCGCAUCUGCUUCCAAGGACUUGAGCAGGGGGAGCUGUUGAGUCCCUGCCGCUGUGACGGCUCAGUGCGCUGCACCCAUCAGCCGUGUCUCAUCCGCUGGAUCAGCGAGAGAGGCUCCUGGAGCUGCGAGCUCUGUUACUUCAAAUACCAAGUGCUGGCCAUCAGCACCAAAAAUCCCCUACAGUGGCAGGCCAUCUCUCUGACCGUGAUCGAGAAGGUACAGAUCGCCGCCAUCAUCCUCGGCUCGCUCUUCCUCAUCGCCAGCAUCUCGUGGCUGGUGUGGUCGUCGCUCAGCCCCUCGGCCAAGUGGCAGCGGCAGGACCUGCUCUUCCAGAUCUGCUACGGCAUGUAUGGCUUCAUGGACAUCGUGUGCAUAGGCCUCAUCAUCCAUGAGGGUUCAUCAGUCUACCGGAUCUUUAAGCGCUGGCAAGCUGUCAAUCAGCAGUGGAAGGUAUUGAACUAUGAAAAGGCCAAGGACUUGGGGGAGCCGAUUAGCUCGAGCAGUAAGGCGACGGCGCGUGGCUCGCGCUCCAAUCCUCACAGCCUGGGCAGUGGCAGCAGGAGGAAUCAGCGCAUUCGGAGGCUCAGGACUAUCCUCAACCACCACUGCGGCUACACCAUCCUGCACAUCCUGAGUCAGAUCAGGCCCACUGAGGCACGCCUCGCCUCCAACUCCAACCGCGAGGUGGUCAUGAGGGUCACGACCGUAUGAGGCUGGGGGUGCACUCGCUCCGCGCUGCUGAGACACGGUGUGCAGAGACUCGCUCUGAGCAGCGGCUGUGUCGUGACUCAUCAGAUGACGUCUCGCUCUUGUUUCCCGAGCUGAGCGAAACACGCACUUGUCAUUAAUGAGAAUUUUAACACUGGAAUUACAUGGUUCAUAAAAAAGAAACACUCAAGAAAGGGAACUCUCUUCGUGAUCUGGCACACAAGCGCAUUUUUAUUUCGUCUCCUCUCUGGUGUCGUUUUAUACCACUAUGGUUUUUACUAUGUUUCAUUUUCUAAGAGCGUGUGGUUUUAUGAACGGACGCUGCUGUACUGAAUAUAAUGGCUUAAAACAAAAAAACAAAAAAAAAAAAGGACAGUGAUGUUUACCGAUGCUUCGAUUGAGCAAGAGAAAAAAAAAAAAAGAAAAAAUAACCAUAACCAAACCGUGACAAAGGCACAACAACCAGGGAGCAAAGAAUUCUUUACAAUAUACCAAUAAAUACAUUUAACAAGAAUAUCAUGAAGGGUAGGGUGCAAUAAGAUAAACAAAGGGAUUAUACAGAGUGUUAAGUACAUUCAUAUUUAAAGGAUUGGAUUUUUCUCUGCAAUAAAGAUACCUGUACAUUUUGCAGUGAACUUUGCAUGAGGGUAAAGUUUUGUGCCUCCUCGUCAUGAGGAUAUGAUGAAUCUGUUUUCAUUUCGAAUGGUGCUUGUUUUAAUAAACACUGCUAUUCAUCA